UCUCCUUCCCAUUCCAAGCGAAGAGACACAACAUGGCGGAUUAGGAACGGUGGCCGACGCGCUCGGAUACAGAGAAAAACAGGGAGAUCGUGAGAAUACUGCGCAUCGAGCAAACCAAGAGAGAAAGCUCCGCGGUCGGGAACGGACGCGGCACAUUGCAUAUUUUGGAGGGCAUCUCGGCUGCUUGAAAAGUGGUGUGGCGAAAGGUUGUGAUCUGCUGCCCGUCUCUAAAUUGGCUGUCUCUGCCGGAUCAUUCCAAUCGCCCCAGACCCCCCUCCCCAACCCACCCCGCACACUCGAUUCCUGGGGUGUGGAGAGUGGAGACAGGGGUUGGGGACGAGUGAGAGAGAAAAAUAAGCACGCUAUUGUUAAUAAAGGGAUUAUUGAAGACGGCACCCCGUGAACCUGGAGCCGUGGGGGACAAGGAGCUCACAGUGCGGAUGAGUGACUGAUGUCAACGUCGCCUCACAAGGGCAGCAUGGGUCUGUGUCCCCGGCUCCUGUUACUCAGUGUGGCCCUUGGGGCCCUCUGCUCAGCCCAGGACCCCGCUGCCCCUAUCGAUGACCCUGCCCCUGCCCCUACCAACAAUUCCACCACCACCCAGCCCCCCACUGCCCUCAGCGUCUCCCAGGCAACAACCCCCACCGCGGUGGCCGCCCCAACAACCGUCCCGACGGCGGCCCCUAACAACAGCGACGCAGGGGCGGCCCCCUCCCCAGCGCCGACUGAUAAACCCCUCCCCCCGGCAACCAGCGCCCCGCCCCCGGCAGCCACCGCCGCUACCGCCGCCGAUACCAAAGAGGGGGGCGACGAUGUCAUCACGCACACGUCGGCUCCGGCCCCGCCCCCUGUGGUGACCUCACUGAGGUCCCUCCCACCCGAGCCCUGGUACCCCACUACCCCCACAACCCUCGACCCAAAACGGUCCACCCCCGUCCCGGACGCGUCCACCCCGGACCCGUUCACGUCGGGCACCGGCGCGCCUGAAGGUGAUGACACAGGUGAUGGUGAUGACACAGACGACACGCCUGUCAUCGCUGUGAUGGUGGCGCUGUCCUCCCUGCUGGUUAUUGUGUUCAUCAUCAUUGUGCUGUACAUGCUGAGGUUUAAGAAGUACAAACAGGCCGGCAGCCACUCCAACUCAUUCAGACUGUCCAACGGCAGAGCCGACGACACAGAGCUCCAGAGCGUGCCGCUAUUGGCUCGCUCCCCCAGCACCAACAGGAAGUACCCGCCCCUUCCUGUGGACAAGCUGGAGGAGGAGAUGAACCGCCGCAUGGCUGACGACAACAAGCUCUUCCGGGAGGAGUUCAAUGCUCUCCCUGUCUGCCCUAUUCAGGCGUCAUGUGACGCAGCAUCGAAGGAGGAGAACAAGGAGAAGAACAGAUACGUCAACAUCCUUCCCUACGACCACUCCAGGGUCCACCUCACUUCACUGGACGGAGUCCCGGACUCUGACUUCAUCAACGCCUCCUACAUCAACGGAUACCAGGAAAAGAACAAGUUCAUUGCAGCCCAAGGACCGAAGGAGGAGACGGUGAACGACUUCUGGAGGAUGAUCUGGGAGCAGAACACGGCCACCAUCGUCAUGGUGACCAAUCUGAAGGAGAGGAAAGAGUCCAAGUGCGCUCAGUACUGGCCGGACCAAGGCUGCUGGACCUACGGAAACAUCCGGGUCUCGGUGGAGGACGUGACGGUUCUGGUGGACUACACCGUCCGCAAGUUCUGCAUCCAGCAGGUGGGGGACGUUUCGGGAAAGAAGCCCCAGCGCCUGGUCACCCAGUUCCACUUCACCAGCUGGCCCGACUUCGGCGUCCCCUUCACCCCCAUCGGCAUGCUGAAGUUCCUCAAGAAGGUGAAGAACUACAACCCCCAGUACGCCGGGGCCAUCGUGGUCCACUGCAGUGCGGGGGUGGGCCGGACCGGGACCUUCAUCGUGAUUGACGCCAUGUUGGACAUGAUGUCAUCCGAGAGGAAGGUGGACGUCUUCGGCUUCGUCACCCGAAUCCGAGCCCAGCGCUGUCAGAUGGUGCAGACAGAUAUGCAGUAUGUGUUCAUCUUCCAGGCCAUGCUGGAGCAUUACCUGUAUGGGGACACAGAGCUGGAGGUGACAUCACUGGAGUCUCACAUGGCCAAGCUGUACUCCCCCUCCCCAGGGGCGGGCUGUGGGGGGCUGGAGGCGGAGUUUAAGAAGCUCACCUCCAUCAAGAUCCAGAACGACAAGAUGAGGACCGGAAACCUGCCAGCCAACAUGAAGAAGAACCGCGUUCUACAAAUCAUUCCCUACGAGUUUAACAGGGUGAUCAUCCCGGUCAAGAGGGGGGAGGAGAACACGGAUUACGUGAACGCCUCCUUCAUAGACGGCUACCGGCAGAAGGACUCGUACAUGGCCAGCCAGGGCCCCCUGCAGCACACCAUCGAGGACUUCUGGAGGAUGAUCUGGGAGUGGAGGAGCUGCUCCAUCGUCAUGCUGACAGAGCUGGAGGAGAGGGGGCAGGAGAAGUGUGCUCAGUACUGGCCCAUUGAUGGUGCUAUGGUGUGUGGGGACAUAUCCAUUGAGCUGAAGAGGGAGGAGGAGAGUGAGAGUUACACGGUCAGAGACCUCCUCGUCACCAACAACAGGGAGAACAAGUCUCGCGCCGUGCGGCAGUUCCACUUCCACGGCUGGCCCGAGGUGGGCAUCCCGACCGACGGCAAGGGCAUGAUCAACAUCAUCGCCGCCGUGCAGAAGCAGCAGCAGCAAUCUGGCAACCACCCCAUCACCGUACACUGCAGCGCGGGGGCGGGGCGCACCGGAACCUUCUGUGCCCUGAGCACGGUGCUGGAGCGGGUGAAGGCCGAGGGCAUCCUGGACGUGUUCCAGACCGUCAAGAGCCUGCGACUGCAGAGGCCGCACAUGGUGCAGACACUGGAGCAGUACGAGUUCUGCUACAAAGUGGUCCAGGAGUACAUCGAUGCCUUUUCCGACUAUGCCAACUUCAAGUAAGGGAACCGACGGCCAGACUGACGGACGGACGGACAGACGGACAGACGCACACGAACAUCCAUCUCGGCACGGCUCGGCGGAGGGGGGGGGUGUGGGGGCGGACACACACCCCCCGGAAGAACGGAUGGAGAUAAAGGGAAGGACGGGUAUAGAACGGAGAGAUGGGACGGACAGGCGUCUGCGGAGGAGAAUAUCAAAGAUGCCUUCUUGAAAAUUUUGUAAAAUUGAUCUUGUUAAUACAGCCCCGCCCUCACUUUUUCCCAAUGUAAAUAUAUUGCCCCUGUUGGAGUUAUUUUUUAUUUUUUAUUUUUUUUUAGUUGCAGUUUGUUCUGUAAGGCUGCAGUUUAGGUGGUCAUGUACUAUGUAGCUUUUUGUUGGUAUAUAUAUAAAUAUAUAAAUAUAAAUAUAUUAUAUUUUAGAGGCUAAUGAGAAUAUGGAGUAAGGGGAAGGGUGUAGGGGCUUUUCAUUGUGGUGUUAUUGUUUUUUUGUUUUUUUUUGAGUGACCGAGACUUAAAUGAUUGACAGCUAAAUCUGGUUCAUGCUUGUAUCCAAAUAGCUGGUAGAUGAGACUCAAAUGUAAGUAACACAGAACGGGCCAAUCAUGAUCACGAAUCAUUUGACGGACACUGUCCUGUCAGCCGACCCCCACCCCACCCCACCCCACCCCACGUCAUAGCCAGUCACAACUCCUCCUUACCAAUAAGCAAGUCACUUUUUAGCCAAUCACGAUGACUUCUCACGAUAGGGGAGUCACUCAUUAGCUAAUCACGACUCCUCUGACCAAACUGCAGGAAGUCGUGGGUGCUGGUAAAGAUUUGCCAAAUGAAGUUACGCCGAUGGCACGGCAAGCCGCUAUCGCGCCGGUAACCUGGGGGGGGGGGGGCGUGGUGAGGGGGGGGGUUGUUUUUAGUAUUAGCCGCGCGGCAUAGCCAGUCGCCCGUGGGUUAAAACUCGCGGAAAACGGCGAGCUGAGCGGGAAAAUAAACACAAAAAAAACAAACAAAAAGAAAAGAGAACAGGAAGCACAGCGAUUCCCUCGCUCACGAGCGCCUACGCACUCAGGGAAACCGAAUCUCCGGACCGCCGGUGACCCACGAACCGCCGCGGCGUCGCGGAGACCAAUCGCACGCCUCUGCGUCCCGCCGCACGCCAGGGGGUCCGGUCAGCCGGCACAGCACCCCGUGCCAAAUUUGAAUUCAGUAUGCCCCGCCCAUUAUCCACUCUCAGAGAGAGCAGCCUUACCUGAGCAGCCGUGUCUUACCUGCAGAGCUGGACGUCGCAUCGCUGUCCUCCGCAGCUGAAAGAGAAAGAGCGCGGCUUUCGCUGGCUGACCUGCAGAGGGCGUGGCCUCCCGCCCAGAGACUGCGCGGAGGGAGAGGUGGAGGGAGUGUGUGAGAGGACGGGAUGAAGGAGCUUGCCUCUUUCUUUCGUACACACGGAAAGGUGGGGGUAGCAGAGCGUGCUGACGUCCGGUAGAUUAAAGUAGAUUUGGAUCCUGUGUGUCUGUGUGUCGGUGUGUGUGAGUGAGAGGAAGAGAGAGAGAGAGAGAGAGAGAGGGAGGGAGAAAGAGGUGUAGGGACUAGCAGCACUUAAACUGCGCUGCAGUUUGGGUCGGGUGAGCCUCACACUGAACUGAGUCAACAUCAGCCUGAUUCUGUGCGACGCUUUUUAAAAAUUUUAUUUAGGAAUUCCAUUAGUAAUUUAGCCGGUGUGAGUACUGUUGCUCUAUGGUUUACAAAUGAAGGCUGUAGAUUCUGUUGUACGUACAGCGUGCUACGCGCUCGGCGUUUAGCCUUUCGGUUUCCGUUAGCUUCGCCGCUGCGCUGGGGGUGGGCGAUGUGUUUGGGAGUAGUUCUGGAGCGGUCGCUCGGCAACCACAUAGUCCAAUGUGCUCCAAGUACAGACUCGACUCAUUCCAAGUACGGGCUUGUGACAUUCGCAAAAAGCACGGGAUAGAGACCAAGACCAAAUAGGGUAAAGAGGGGUUGGCAGCUUUGGGGUGAUGUGAAUUAAGGAGGACGUUGAAGGUGGGGGGGGGGGCGGGGUCGUGUUUCUGGAGUGGGAGGGGCGGGUUAAGGAGUCGGCCCUCUUGUUACUUGGUCCCCCUGUGUGGUGUGAUUGAACUGACCUGGUCUUUUGUUUAUGAAGGAGGAGCGGUUCCAGUGUCCCGGUUCUG
Molecule: messenger RNA, 5162 nt
Organism: Anguilla anguilla (European eel)
Lineage: Eukaryota; Metazoa; Chordata; Actinopteri; Anguilliformes; Anguillidae
Gene: ptpra
Product: protein tyrosine phosphatase receptor type A
Exons: 24
Coding region: 452-2986 (844 amino acids)
Biological process (GO): protein dephosphorylation
Molecular function (GO): protein tyrosine phosphatase activity
Source: RefSeq, a predicted model, not a curated record